Messenger RNA from Alexandromys fortis (reed vole), 378 nucleotides. RefSeq lists its product as uncharacterized. The transcript has a single exon. The record is from RefSeq and is a predicted model, not a curated record. Bases 1 to 378 code for a protein of 125 amino acids. Lineage: Eukaryota; Metazoa; Chordata; Mammalia; Rodentia; Cricetidae.
AUGGGACCUCCCAGAGGAAAGAUCAAUUGUCCCUGCACGGAGCUGAAGAAGAAGUUAUUCAAGUGCUGGAGGGUGCUGAGCAGGGAUCGGCAACGGAAGCGCCAGGUGGUUGGGGCUGUGAUAGACGCGGGGCUGACCACAAGGCACCACCUCAAGAAGCGGGCAUCCAGUGCACGUGCCAACAUCACGCUGUCCGGGAAGAAGCGCAGGAAACUCCUGCAGCAAAUCCGCCUUUCUCAGAAAGAAAAAGCAGCCAUGGAAGUGGAAACCGCCCCCCCCCCCAAGUCAUCCAGGACUAGUGAGCCACAGCCCAAAAGACAAAAGAAGAUGAAAGUUCCCCAGGAUGUAGAUAUGGAGGAUCUGGGAGAUGAAAGCUAA